Molecule: messenger RNA, 7181 nt
Organism: Chara braunii
Lineage: Eukaryota; Viridiplantae; Streptophyta; Charophyceae; Charales; Characeae
Source: the annotation of a GenBank genome assembly
CGACGGUUGAUCGUCUUGUAUCAAGCGGGUUGCGUGGGAGAGCGAGAUGGAUGACUGCGCGGGGUAUGCCAUCUGGCGGGGCCAUAUCCAUGGCGGAGAGGCGAUCGAUUGCAAGCUGGUAUGCUUGGACUCGAAAACUCGCGCCAACUUGUCGGAGUUGUUUCUUCUCGGCGGUCCUGAAUGUGUAGACGUCGCUCUCGGUCUUGUUGUCCCCUGUUGCGGUGGGUUUGUGAGCAAAGCAUGCAGUUCCAAGGAGAGGACGAGGAUUCACAACAAGGUUGCAGAUUUGGGAGGGUUGCGUGCUUUGCGUCUUGCAGCGAACAUGGCGCGCGACGCCACGGCGGCACCUGGGGUGUCUUCUCGCCCAUCAUGGGUAGAUGGGGUCGCCUGCGACCACAGCAGGAGGUUAUUGUUGACGUUGGCAUCGGCAGAUUUCUGUGCGCCGCUGCCCGAGUGCCAGGUUGGAGAGACCUUGACGCACACGGCCAGUCGGCUCCGGAGAAAGGAUGUUAAUAUGCUGUAUGCCCGACUUUUCAAGUUGGCCGGGUAUAGGGGUUUGCUGGCGGGUUCUCGCAUUGCCAAAGAUACCGAUUUUUGGCGCGAAUAUGAUUGCGCUCUUGAGCGGGAAUCUCCCGCCGCUCUUCCCGGUCCCAGACUACACGCGUCUGAGCUGGCAGUUCGGCUUUUGCAGAGUUUGGAGCAGGCGUGUGGUGGAGAGGUCCGGCAACGAGUGGAAGAGAUUCUUCUGGGAUCGGAGGAAGGCGGAAAUGAAAUGUUGCACCAGAUGGUGGAGGGGAGGAAGGGUCUGCUGCACAACGCCGUUGCGGGGCUUCCUCCGGGGAAAGUGUCGGAGGAUGUCAUCGGCUUAUGCUACGCCUUGUGGGCAAUGAAGCAAACAGGCAGUCUGGUAGCCGGUGGCAAACAUCGGGCCAGCAAUGCUUUGGCUCUGUGUCCGGCACGGUCGGGCGCUUCUGCAGCAGGUCGUCAGAGUCACCUGGCGGGAAAGGAAGUGUGCAAGUGGACGCAGCGCGAGCUACUGAAUGAACUAUACGUGUCGGGCGGGACAAAGGCCGUGAAGGCGGGACAAAGACUGGUGGAGUUGCUGGCCAACAAGAGGUGCGAGAUGGAGGUAAGAGUGAAGGGAUCAUGGAGGAGGUUGGGAGAAUUGGAGAGGAAGGUGGUUGCCGAGAUGAUACAGGAAGCCGGACCAUUCGGCCUCAAGGUUGCCGACACGAUGAUCGAUUACUUUCGGUGGACUGUCGGCUGGCGCGCAGCUCCGGCUGGCGGGAAACAUGUGAAGGGGAAAGAGAGAAGCGAAUCGUACUGCAGGUGGACAGAUCAAGCAAUUUGGGAGAUGCAUUUGAUUGGGAAGUUGGUGAUUCUGGGAGGUGUUCGAGCCAUGGAGGUAGGUCUUUCAUUGGUCGAAGAAGCCAGGACGCAGCGCCACCCGCAACGGCUCAGGUUGUUGAUGCAAUCACUGGAGGGUCUUGCUGGGCAAGGCAGUAUACCCGUGGCGACCCAAUUGAUCGGUGGGCUGAAGAAGCGGGCGGACGCUGGGGAGCUCAUCUCGGAGGAAGAAUGGAGCGUAUUGAACGGGCUGAAAAUGCUUGGAGGGAAGUGUAUGUUCCAGCUUGCCAAAUUGCUCCUUCGCGGGCGAAACAAGUGUCCGAGGGAGUGGCAGAACGAGAUUCUCUGCGAGAUUUACAGAGCCAUCGGGCCAAUGGGCUUGGAAAUCGGCGAGUAUUUGCGAUCAAGGUCCGUCGACGCCUUGACUGGCAAAGGUUGCGGUGGUGUAACGGAAGGCUUGUGGGGCUGGGACUCUUGGGAGGUCGUGAAGUGCAGGGAUGUCAGGAAGGAGAGUGUCAUCGGCGACAGGGCAGGACCGACAAAGGCUUAUGAAAAGCUCGUCGCUAAGCUGCAUGAAGCCAGAGCCGAGGGCGAACACUCCGUCUUGGAGACCGUUCUCUCUCUCCGCAAAGGAGAAGCCGAGGCCAUCGGCGACCACUGGCAUGUGCCGGAAAUGAUUCUGAAAUGGGCUUUCAAUCAACGGUGGGAAAUGGUCAGAGAGAAGCUGCUUCUCAAGGGCACCCUGGGUGGGAGCGAAGCCUUGUCCGGUACCGUCUCCAUCAAGAGCCGUCAUAUCAGUCGCGCGGGAAGAGCCAUUCUCCAGAAGUUGGAAAUGUUUCGUCGGCGGCAACUCCGGCAACUUCUCAAGCUUCUCCAGCUGGAGUAUCAAGUGGUUGUGUUCAUCUCCACCGUCGAAUUUCAGCUCGACAAAGAGGACUUCGCCGUCGAUGGCGAUACAGAAUGGUGUUCUGCGGGCAAGAGCAUCAUCGUAUUUAUCACCGGCAAGGACGCGGAAAUUGCCCCUGCCUGGUUCAACGAGAAAUUUAAGCAACUCGGCAACUGGGAGUUCGAACCCGCUGUCGUUUUCGACGCGCACGUGUACGUGCAUCCCUUGAUGGUUUCCGUCAAAGGCUUUCAAUCAUCGUGGGAUUUCCACCGGUGCGUGUCUGCAGGAGAAGCGUGGGACUCAGGUUCCCUGCUCGCUAGGGAUUUCGUGGAGCAGAAGGUGUGGGCUUUCGCCAGGCUUCGUUUCUUUUCGAAUAGUAAACAGUGGGACACUCUGGCGAGGAUAGUGGAGGAAGGUCUCAGCGUCGGCACGGCGCGUCGAUCACGUUUGGUUCUCGCCGUCCGCAUCUUCGAUCUCGCUGGACUUAAGUGCGACAGGUACGUGAGAAGCCUUCGGUCGAAAAUGGAGUCGCUCGUGCCGGGCAAAGCACAGUCCGGAUUGAUUGCCGAAGCAUUCAAGGUAUCGGCCGGGGGGCGGAGCGGUAGGCGCACCGCCACGGAAAAGCUAUUGCUUCCGUCUUCUCCCUCGAGCUCGACUUCCUCGUUGUCUUCGACGUCUUCCGACGACUCCGGGGACGAGGAAUGGCGCCGGCGUAUGCUAGACAAGUUGAAGAAGGAGCAGAGCAAGAAGGAAACGGCGGUAGUCGACAAGCAUCGUCGCCAUCACCGUCAGCACAGUGGGCAGUCCUCGUCUGACUCCGCGGAUACCUAUGCGCAGAAGAUAAGGAAGUCAAAGAUGUUGCCACUUCGCCGUCAUCGCGGCAGCACCAACAUCGACGAUAGCAGCGAUGGCGACGACAGGCGUCGUCGUCGUCAAUCGCAUCGUCAUGAGGCGAAGGUGCAUAGAAAUGUUUCUUUCUCGUGCGACUCCGACAAUAGUAGCGACCACUCUCACAAGGUCGAUAGCUGUUCCGCGAAACGAACUGAUGAUAGACGGCAUCAACAAACUGUGAUCAAGGGAGAAGAACAAAGGAAGGAGCAGAAGAGUUCCGGUGGAGUCUCGGAUGACAGUGAGGGCGCUCGUCUGAAGAAGACUAAGGUGCAAACGACGAACGUAAAGUUGGACAGGAGGACAGUACAAUUGACGACCGACAGCGGCACCGAGACAAUCGUGGAUGACAGCGAAGAGAGUGAUCGUGUGGGCUCGCGAUACAGGAAGGAAAGGACGAGCAAAAUCGGCACGAUCAGGAAGUCGAAGGAGCACUUUGUUCACGAGGGCGACAGCGACCGCGAUCGUUCAUGUGCGCGGUUGACGAAGAAGACUGCUGCAGCAGAUUACAAAAAGUCGAGUGACUCGGUGAAGAAGUCGUCGUCGUCCUCUUCAAAGGUCGAGAACCGCAAGAAGGCGACUAGUGCGAAGCAAUCGGACAGUGGAGUGAGUGAUCGUGGUGGCCGGGGAUACAGUAAGGAAACGACGUACCAAAUCGGGAAGAGCAGCAAGUCAAAGAGGUCGGUUAUCGACGAGAGCGACAGCGACCACGAUAGUUCCUACGAGCACACGACGAAGAAGACGGCUGUGACAGAGGGCGGAAAGUCGAGCGACACGGUGAAGAAGUCGUCCUUGUCCACUUCAAAGGUCCAGCACACGGUGACGGGGAAAACGACGGUCGACAGCACCAAGAAGGGUGUGAAGCAAUCUGACAGUGAAGAGGGUGACCGUGUUGGAUCGCGAUACAGUAAGGAAACGACCUACAAAACAGACCAGAGCAGCAAGUCGAAGAGGCAGGUUAUCGACGAGAGCGGCAGCGACUACGAUAGUUCCUACGAGCACGUGACGAAUAAGACGGAUGUGACAGACGGCAGAAAGUCGAGUGACUCGGUGAAGAAGUCGUCGUCCUCGUCUACUUCCAAGGUGGAGCACACGGUGACGGGGAAAACGACGGCGGAGAACAGCAAGCAGGCGACAAGUGCCAAGCGAUCUUACACCAAGGUUGGAGAAGGUGGGGUGCAUUACGUCUGCACCGGAGACGUAACGGACGACUACGAGGGUGAGGGAAAGGCGGUCGAUGAAAGCUCCUACUCGGUACACAAGGACGUGCAGCAGACAAGUGAGGACGAGACACACCAGUCGAAGGACGAAUACAAACAGAGCAAGGAGUCGAGGGAGGUAUACAAGGAGCACAAGAAGCCCGAACACAUGGAGGCAGAACAGGAGCACAAAGAGGCCAAGAGGGAUCAGCACAAGGAGGUGAAGAAGGAUGUACACAAGGAGGAACACGAGACGGUGCACAAGGAGACGGAGUAUAAGGAGCGCAGGGAGUCGAAGGAGUUGAAGGACCACAAGUCCUCUGAGACGAAGACGGUCGAAUCCAAGGAAUCGAUGGGCCAGCACAAGGCGACGAAGCACGGAUACAUUGCGACCGGCGACCAGGAGCACCGAGGAAAGGAGUCGUACGUGAAGAAAACCACCAUAACGUCGAAGUUUCCUUGGCGAAAUUCGUUACAAGUCGGUACAACGAUCACAGAGCAGUUAGAUUCGGAGGGUGAAUGGACAAGAAGGAAGCAUCAUGACUCGGAGGACAUUAGUGAGGAUGAGGAUGAGUCGAUGUUCACCUUAAGACAGAAACAACAAGAAAGCGCGAGCGGCAAGAAGCAGAGCUCAUACGAGCGUAUGCAGGAAAAGACCCAUACAGAAACAAAGAAAGAGGAGAAGGAGACGGAAGAAGUGAAGAAAGAGGAAACGAAGGAGAAGAAACAGGUGAAGAAAGGAGAGGAACACUCUUCCCAACAGCACAAGUCCAGGGAGGAGCAAAGAUCCGAGGAAAAGGAUAAGCAUAGUGGUUCUUCAGAGGAUGAAUGGACGGAAGUUUCUGAUGGACAAGGAAGCAAGAAGUGUGUGCGGAGGACAACCAUCAGGCCUCGCCAUAAGCAUAGCGGGUGGGGUUCUGAGGAUGAAAGUGAUUACGAGUCUUCAGUUAUGAAAAGGAGAGUGAAACGGGAAGAACAAUGCAAGGGCCACGACAGUGGUGAAAGUAAGGAGGCAAGCAUGAAGAUGACAACGGAAGAGAAAAGAAUUGCCCACGAAAAGAAGAGGCAGGAAGUUGAUGUACACCAUGCUGAAAUUCAGGAAAAGCAUAGAGAGAAUAGAGAGGAGGUGGACAGGCGAUACGCGGAGAAGGAAUCACGGAAGGAGUGCCACAAGAAGGGAAGUGGAAGCGACAGCGAAUGUAAGGAGCGUAAGGAGCACAAAUCCGAGGAGGAGAACAAGUCAAAGGAGCACAAAUGCAAGGAGGAAUACAAAUACGAGGAAUGCAAGUCCAAAGAGCACAAGGAACGCAAGUCCAAGGAGGAGCACAAGGAAUGCAAGUCCAAGGAGGAGCACAAGUCCAAGGAGGAGCACAAGUCCAAGGAGGAGCACAAGUCCAAGGAGGAGCACGAAUCCAAGGAGGAGCACGAAUCCAAGGAGCACGAAUCCAAGGAGGAGCACAAAUCCAAGGAGGAGCACAGAUCUAAGGAGGAGCACAAGUCCACGGAGCACAAGGAGCACAAAUCGAAGGAGGAGCACAAAUUGAAGGAGGAGCACAAAUUGAAGGAGCACAAAUUGAAGGAGGAGCACAAAUCGAAGGAGGAGCACAAAUCGAAGGAGGAGCACAAAUCGAAGGAAGAGCACUCGUCAAAAGAGGAGCACAAAUCGAACGAGCACAAAUCAAAGGAGGAGCACAAAUUGAAGGAGGAGCACCAAUCGGAGCACAAGUCCAAGGAGGAGCACAAGUCCAAGGAGGAGCACAAAUCCGAGGAGUGCAAGGAGCACAAAUCGAAGGAGCACAAAUUGAAGGAGGAGCACAAAUCGGAGCACAAGUCCAAGGAGGAGCACAAGGCCAAGGAGGAGCACAAGUCCUCUUCCUCCUUAGAGCACAAGGCCUCUUCCUCGUCAGAGCAGAAGGCCGCCUCCUCGUUGGAGCACAAGUCCAGCUGUUCAUCACAAGGGAAGAUCUCAAGCUCGGGUUUUAAAUGCAGUUCGUCUUCAGCUAGCGAAAAGAAGAGUUCCGGGUCGGGCUCGAAGUCUAGUUCAAGUUCUUCGUUAGAAAAGAAGUCAAGUUCAAGUUCUCAAGAGAAGAGUUCGAAGGGUUCGUCGUCGGAAGGCACAGGAAAUUAUUCGAUAUCAUACAGUGAGGAGGUCACAGAAGAAAGGAUAAAGAAAAACGGUCGUAGGAAGAAACAAGCGAGCAUAGCUAAGGAAGAAGAGUGGGAGGAGGAGGUGAUCGUGAUCGAGGAGUGGGUUCAGUAUCCAAUGGGGAUUCGCAAUGCACCUGCUACGUUUCAACGGGCUAUGAACGUGACCUUUAAGAACUUUGUCAACAAGACGCGACUAACUCAGUGGAUGAUCAACUUUUGCGCCAUCGUGUACAUGGACGACAUUCUGGUUUACUCGGAGACUUAUCACGGACAUGCACCGCAUAUUGAGUGGACGUUGGGAGCUCUGAGAGACGCUGGGUUCAAGAUCGCGUUAGAGAAGAGCGAGUUUUUCCUCUCGGAGAUCUCGUUUUUGGGUUACGUGGUGACACGGGGAGUAUUGCGGCCAGAUUCGAGGAAAGUCGCGGCUGUGAGAAACGCCCCUGUUCCCACAUCACUAACGCAAGUUCGAGUCUUUUCGGGACUGGCGUCGUACUAUCGCCGAUUCAUCAAGGGUUUUGCAGCGAUUGCGCGGACCCUAACGAGCUUGUUACGAAAGGACCAGCCCCUCAGUUGGGACGCCGAGUGUGAACAGGCUUUCGCCACCCUCAAAGACGCCUUGGCUACAACGCCUAUUUUGAUCCAACCGGACCCUACAAAGCAGUUCAUUCUCAUUACAGACUGGUAGCCAGAGGCGAUUUCCGUUAUUUUAGCGC